GCGGAUUUUUGCGAAGCCCAUAUCAAGCUUAUCGUACCCGGUAAAAAGGUAAAAACGCGAAACAGGGGCGAGUUUUAGAAACCCUAGAAUCCAAGAUUUUUAGGGUUUAUGUUUUCAAAUUGGGGUUUCGAAUUUGGGGCUUUUUGAAAAUUCUUGCUUGAUUAUUGCAAUUGCCGAUGGAUGUUGAGGAAAGGAAGCUUUUUGUGGGAGGUAUACCGCGAGGGACGAGCGAGGACACUCUAAGAGAUCACUUCAGUAAAUACGGUGUCGUUUCGCAUUUACUGGUGGCCAAGGACCAAAUCACUAAAUUACCGAGAGGGUUUGCUUUUGUUGUGUUCUCUGAUGCUGCUUCUGCUACCAGGGCUCUUCAAGAUAGCCAUGUUAUUCGUGGAAGAACGGUAGAAGUGAAGAAAGCAAUACCCAAAACUGAAAAACACCAAGAGCACCGGCAGCGCCACCCCUAUGGUAACCAGGAAACUGCUAGCAAUGGGUCGGGAAUGAAUAGUGAUAAUAGUGCUGGCAAUGAAAAUUAUUAUAGGACCAAGAAGAUAUUUGUGGGAGGUUUAUCAUCUAGUCUAACUGAUGAACAGUUUAGAAAUUACUUUGAAAAGUUUGGUAGGACGGUAGAUGCAGUUGUGAUGCAGGAUAGUUCAAACAAGCCUAGGGGCUUUGGGUUUGUCACCUUUGAUUCCGCAGAAUCUGUCGCCAAGGUUAUGCGCAACAGCUUUCAUGAGUUGAAUGGCAAGACAGUGGAGGUUAAGAAGGCUGUGCCAAAAGAUAGAGUAAAUGGUGAUAUCGGUAGCUGUAGUUCAAAUGGCUUCGCUGAUAAUGGUCCGGAACCUGAAAAUCACCCUUUCUAUGGUCCAACACACGACCCACAUUAUACUCCUUUUCUGAUGUACGCUGGUGUUCAUGGGUAUUUUUAUGGAAUGAGUUUCUAUGGGGGUGUGUAUCCUCUGGUAGGAUUUGGAAGACCUGUUUUGGGUGUUUCACCAAUGGUCCCUACCGUCCCAUUCAUGCCUGCAGCUGGACCGUUUCCUUACAGCAAUGCCUGUUUUUAUCCUGCUUACAUGCAUGAUGAGAGUAGCACUUGGGCUAUGGAGGUUGUUGGGCAUAAUCAGAUUGUUGAGCCUGGUGUGAAUGGUGAAGUGGACGUGGUUCAUGACAGCAAUGUUCAUGUUCCAUCCAAUGCCACAACGCCUCCGAGCAAAGAGGGCAAUGUUGGAAGUGAAUCUUUUGGUUUAAAAGGUGGCGAUGUGGAUGCAGUUCAUGACAGCAAUGGACAUGUUGUGCCUGAUAUGAAUGCUGAAGAGGUUGGUGGGUGUAAUCAGGUUGUUGAGCCUGGUGUGAUCGGUGAAGUGGACGUGGCUCGUGACAGCAAUGGAGAUGUUCCAUCUAAUGCAACAGCACCUCCGAGUGAAGAGGGCAAGGUUGGAAGUGGCUUAAAAGGUGGUGAUGUGGAUGCGGUUCCUGACAACAAUGGACAUGUUGAGCCUGGUGUGAAUGGUGAAGUGGACGCAGUUCAUGACAGCAAUGGACAUGUUCCAUCUAAUGCAACAGCACUUCCAAGUGAAGAGGGCAAGGAUGGAAGUGAUGCUUUUGGUUUAAAAGGUGGUGAUGUGGAUGCGGUUCCUGACAUCAAUGGGCAUUUUGAGCCUGAUGUGAAUGGUGAAGAGGUUGGCGGGUACAAUCAGAUUGUUGAGCCUGAUGUGAAUGGUGGAGGGGACGCCUUUGGUGACAGCAAUGGACAUGUUCCGUCUAAUGCAACAGCACUUCCGAGUGAAGAGCGCAAGGUUGGAAGUGAUGCUCUGGGUUUACAAGGUAGUAAUGAUGGUGCUCUGAUUAACGGAAUAGAGUAGGUCUUGGAUCUUGAUGGACAGUUGAAACCUUUACCUGUAGAUAAUUCUACCUGACCUUUCGUUCACUGAUUUGGUGAGGGCAAUAUAACCCACCACUUUUCAGAUGUCCAUAUCUUGGAUGUGAAUUCUGCGCCAUAAAACAUUUUGCUUGCCAUGCCUCUCUACUUUCAAUCAUUUGUUAACAGAUGAUUCAGUCCUCUCAACAUAAAUUCAUUUAAAUUCAACUUCGGUCCAUGCUCUUCAUGUUCUGAAGGAGCUCGUGUCUGCCGGGAAAAUCGUGUUGCUGUGGCUCAUUUAUAAGAACUAUUCAUUUAUACUCUGUUUGUUUUUUUUUUGGGCAAGCCAUAAUGUAAUUGUUGUUGUUAUUAUUAUUAUUUGCAAGCCAUAAUGUUGUUGUUAUAAUUAUAAUGUGGUUAUUUUUUAUAAAAGAUUCAAUUUUUAGUAA
Messenger RNA from Populus euphratica (Euphrates poplar), 2304 nucleotides. Its product is annotated as RNA-binding protein 1-like. Gene Ontology annotation, biological process: regulation of translation. The record is from RefSeq and is a predicted model, not a curated record. Gene Ontology annotation, molecular function: mRNA binding. Lineage: Eukaryota; Viridiplantae; Streptophyta; Magnoliopsida; Malpighiales; Salicaceae. The transcript is spliced from 2 exons. The coding region runs from base 177 to 1859 and encodes 560 amino acids.